GGGAGGUGAGAGUAUAAAUAAAGGGAAGGAGUAGGUGGGGAUGGAGGGUGUUGGAAUGAUGGCAUUCACAGAAGAGAGGUGCGAUGAGUUAGAGAAGAUGGCGGCGGCGAUGAUGUUCACAACAAUGGCGGAUGACAAGUCGUCGUCGGAGGCGGCGGCGGCGUCGACUGUGCCGGCACCGUUCCUGACAAAGACGUAUCAGCUGGUGGACGACCCUCUCACCGACCACAUUGUCUCCUGGGGCUCCGAUGAGUCCACUUUCGUUGUUUGGAGGCCUCCUGAGUUUGCCAGAGAUCUCCUUCCCAACUAUUUCAAGCACAACAACUUCUCCAGCUUCGUUCGCCAGCUCAAUACAUAUGGUUUCAAGAAAGUAGUAGCAGAUAGGUGGGAAUUUGCAAAUGAGUAUUUCAGAAAAGGAGCUAAGCAUCUUCUUUGUGAAAUCCACAGAAGAAAAAGCCCUCACCAUCAUCACCACCACCUUCAUGAUCAGCCACCUCUACAGAACCAUCAUCAAACUCUCUUUUGGAACACAGAGACCUCUCCAUUACUAAUCCCACCUUAUUCUCCCACUAAACCAGCAGCUGCAAUAAGAAGGGGAGGAGGAGGAUCAUCAGGAACCAGUAGUACUCAUGAAGUUCUAAGAGCACUUUCGGAAGACAAUCAGAGACUCAGGAGGAAGAACUUGAUGCUGUUAUCAGAACUCACUCACAUGAAGAGUCUCUACAAUGACAUUAUAUACUUCAUCCAGAACCAUGUCAAACCAGUGGACAUUAGCAAAGAUUAUUAUGAUCAUCCCUUGCAGAAAAUAAGAGGCAGAUCAAUGUGCAGAAGUAGUGAAAAUAAUAAUAAUAAUGAUAGUGUUCAUAUUCCCAAGCUGGUUGAGUUGGAUUCAUCAGUGUCACUUGAUCAGACUCAAACUGAUGCUGAUAAGUUGGAUGAUUCAUCAGCUGGUUCUGUGAAGCUAUUUGGGGUCCCACUCAGUAGCAGAAAGAGGUUGCAUUCAGAAAAUAUGGAGGAAGAGGAAUUUGCUGAGUGUGUUAACUAAUUAAAGCGUUAAUUAUUAUU
Neltuma alba is the source of this 1065-nucleotide messenger RNA. RefSeq names its product heat stress transcription factor B-4b-like. Gene Ontology annotation, cellular component: nucleus. The transcript is spliced from 2 exons. The coding region runs from base 41 to 1045 and encodes 334 amino acids. The record is from RefSeq and is a predicted model, not a curated record. Gene Ontology annotation, molecular function: RNA polymerase II cis-regulatory region sequence-specific DNA binding; DNA-binding transcription factor activity. Gene Ontology annotation, biological process: regulation of transcription by RNA polymerase II. Lineage: Eukaryota; Viridiplantae; Streptophyta; Magnoliopsida; Fabales; Fabaceae.